AUGAACCAAUUAGCCUCCGCUGGCGGUGCCAGGAGCUUGUUACCCAGCAAGACCUUCGGCAGGGAGAAAGACAAAGAUGGCGAUAACGGCUUAUUGAAGCCCUCAACGACCAAUGAAUCGUCUCGGUCGCAAUGGAGUUCGAGGCCUAGCAGUGUUCUCAGCACCGGAAGCAGGAAGGGCAGCUUCGUGGAGGAAAAUGACCUGAAUGAAAGGCUGGGUCUGAUCAGGCGGAAGGAAGUUAAGACGAUGGAAGAUCUGGAAAAGGAGAGGCAGAAGAGGGAAAGGGCAGAAGAGUCCCUACGAGCGACACUAUCCUCUAUAGGUACUUUGGCAACCGAUAUCACCCGUCGGCUUGAUUACACCUACUACAACCUCCUGGAGAGGUUUUCGACUCUCCAUGCGAUAAUAGAUUCGUUCCAGGAGCUGGUUAACUCCGGCUCAGCGUUGUAUGAUGACUUUCAGCGAGAAACAAGAAACAUGGAUCACGAUUACCGCAAACAACUCGAGGAAUUCAAGGGGUUUGAGCCCCAAGUGCGCAAGAUCGAGGCCCUUGAGAAACGGAUGAACGCGGGUCGGGCAAAGUUCGAGGAGCUCGGCAAUCGCCUUAACGCCGUCAGAGAAGAAAUCGAGGGCUGGGAACGUCGUGAAGGCGAAUGGCAGGCCCGCGUCAGUAGGAGACUCCGCAUCAUGUGGGCUGUCAUGGGAACCGCCAUCGUGGUGUUGAUCAUUGCGAUCAUUGUUCAAAGCUGGCCGACUCCCGAUGCCCCCUCUGACGCGAACGCUCUCUCCCGUGUAGAGAUGUCUUUGCGGCAACCGUUGAAUGCCGUGGAUCCGCAUAGUCAAGAUAUGACUGGAAUCCCCUCUCUUAAAAUACCUCAAGGAGAUGAGAGGGCACUCUCGUGGAUGUCUCCUCUCCGUUCCGAAACCACUGAGGCAGGCAACCGUGGCACGGUUUCAACUCACUCUCUAGCAGCUGCAACGGAGACAAAGGAGAACCAAUCCGAUGACGACGAUCCUCUACGAAUAUUCGACGAACUGUAA
Rasamsonia emersonii CBS 393.64 is the source of this 1041-nucleotide messenger RNA. RefSeq lists its product as uncharacterized. The coding region runs from base 1 to 1041 and encodes 346 amino acids. Lineage: Eukaryota; Fungi; Ascomycota; Eurotiomycetes; Eurotiales; Trichocomaceae. The record is from RefSeq and is a predicted model, not a curated record. The transcript has 2 exons.